GUUAGCAGAACAGCGAGUGACCUCGAUCAGAGAAGAACUCGAAGACCUCAAAAAAUUUAUCGGCAAAAUCCGGCCAAGCUUCUCACCUGGCCUUCUCCAUGGCGACAUCUUCACCUCUUCAUAUCUCUGCUACGCCGUCGUUGGCCGUCGGCAGCUCAAAGUCAUCGUUCCUUUUCGGUACCCAUCUCCCUUUCCCCUCCUCUCGCCCAAGAACUUCAUAUCGCAGAUACUUUCUUUCUCCCUCUGCCAAAAAAUCGAUGGACCACAUUCCUAAGCAAUUCAGAGAAGAGAAUCUCAAAGAUGGCUUGAUGGAGAACUACGAGAACGUUCCUCAAUCACUUUAUGGCCUUACACCUUCACAACUGGACAUGUUCAUGACAGAAGAUAAUCCUGUCAGGCGACAGUCAGAAUUAGUUACUGAGGAAAGCAUCUCAUCCGCCCACAGCUAUUUGAAUAAUGGUGGAAUGUGGAGUCUAUCAGGCAUGGAUGGAAAAAAGGGUCCAUCAAAAUAUAGUAUGAGCGCUAGUAUGUAUCGUGGGGGAGGAAGGGGAUAUGGGCGACGCCAAUCAGCUCCUCCUGAUUUGCCUUCUUUGCUCUUGGACGCUCGUAUAGUCUAUUUGGGCAUGCCUAUCGUACCAGCAGUGACUGAGCUUCUUGUUGCUCAGUUUAUGUGGCUAGACUAUGAUAACCCAUCAAAGCCUAUAUAUCUCUACAUAAACUCUCCGGGGACGCAGAAUGAGAAGAUGGAGAAUGUUGGAUUCGAAACUGAAGCAUAUGCUAUAGCAGAUAUGAUGGCUUAUUGCAAACCUGAUGUCUAUACUAUAAACUGCGGAAUGGCAUUCGGUCAAGCAGCAAUGCUUUUGUCACUUGGAACCAAGGGUUACCGUGCUGUCCAGCCUAACUCCUCCGCUAAACUGUAUCUGCCUAAAGUUAGUAGAUCAAGUGGUGCGGUCAUAGAUAUGUGGAUUAAGGCCAGAGAACUCGAUGCCAACACCGAUUACUAUAUCGAGCUAUUAGCUAAAGGAACUGGUAAACCCGCGGAAGAGAUUGCUAAAGAUGUUCAACGACCCAAGUACUUCAGUCCCCAAGAAGCCAUUGACUAUGGCCUUGUAGACAAGAUAAUCAGCUCGCGGGAUUCUGCGUUCGAAAAGAGGAACUACGACGAUAUGCUUGCGCAGUCGAGAGCCAUGAGGAAAGGAGCCGGAGGCAAUCCACAAGCCGCGCCAUCCGGGUUGAGGUAAUUCAAGUGUAGAAAUAGAAGGAUACACAACCCCACUCUUUCAUAGCUAGCUGCUACCCCCUGGAUGGGCUUUAUAAUUCUUUCUUUCUUGGGGUGGGGUGUUUUGGUUUACUUCUGAAGGACUUGACUAAUGAAUGAACAUCAGCAAUGUGAUCUUUAUAGCCGGUUUGUAUAUUGAAAAACUCUCUCAUUUAGGUUUAGUUCUGUGUUUUUAAGGUUAUUAUGAUUUUGUGAUGUUUACUCACACUUGCU
Molecule: messenger RNA, 1492 nt
Organism: Cucurbita pepo subsp. pepo (vegetable marrow)
Lineage: Eukaryota; Viridiplantae; Streptophyta; Magnoliopsida; Cucurbitales; Cucurbitaceae
Gene: CLPR1
Product: CLP protease proteolytic subunit 1
Biological process (GO): protein quality control for misfolded or incompletely synthesized proteins
Cellular component (GO): endopeptidase Clp complex
Molecular function (GO): ATP-dependent peptidase activity; serine-type endopeptidase activity; ATPase binding
Source: RefSeq, a predicted model, not a curated record